GCCCUGCGUCUUUAGCUUCUGGUGUCUGAGAGGAGAAAGAUGUAUCGAUUCCGUUCACAGGCAUCCACGGGGAUUUCUACCGCCGCUGCAGCUUUGCUUAUCGCCCGCUUCCCUCAAUCCUAUCUGCUGCCUCGGUCCGGGAAGCCGGCUUCUGAAAGACAUUCCUAUAGUAAAAAGCGCUCCUGGUCUUCCAUCGGCUGAUUGUCACUGCUGCCCGACGAAGGGGAGAAAGUAAAACCAGAGACGGGAGAACCUCUGUGCCGAAGCGCCAGUAGGAGCCGCGCGGAGAUACAACUACCGUUGUAGGCCGCUGCCAUGCCCAAAUCUAAGCGGCGAGGAGGAGGGGGUACCUCGCGCGGAAGAUCAGGUGCCCAGCACAGAAACAUGCAACCUUUUAGUGAUGAAGAUGCAUCAGUUGAAACUAUGAGCCACUGCAGUGGCUUCAGUGAUCCUGCCAGCUUCAAUGAGGAUGGAACUGAGAUUGAUGACGAAGCAACCCAAGAGAACUUGGAAUAUAAAUUGAAAGGGUUUAUUGACUUGACUUUGGACAAGAGUACAAAGACGAGGCAGUCCGCUCUUGAUGGUCUGAAAAGUGCUUUGACAUCAAAAAUGCUAUACGAGUUCAUCCUGGAAAGGAGAAUAACACUCACAGACAGUAUUGAACGUUGUAUCAAGAAAGGCAAGGGUGACGAACAGUGUGCAGCUGCAGGACUGGCUUGUCUGCUCUGCAUACAGUUGGGGUCAGGAAUUGAAAGUGAGGAAGUCUUUAAAACCCUUGCACCUCUCCUAAAGAAAAUACUCUGUGAUGUCUCAGCAAAUAUGAAAGCUAGGCAAGCUUCUGCUACCUGUUUAGGGGUUUGUUGCUUUAUUGCUACUGAUGAUAUCACGGAAUUAUAUUUGACUAUGGAAUGCUUGGAAAGUAUAUUCAAAAAAUCCUACCAGAAAGAGAGAAAUCAAAAUGGUACUUCCAGCACUCAUAACACAGGUCUUUAUAUAAGCGCUCUCUUGGCAUGGACCCUUCUGUUGACCAUCUGCCCAAUGAAUGAAGUGAAGAAAAAGCUUGAAGGACAUUUGCAUACAUUUCCUAGCCUGCUGUCCUGUGAUGAUGUAAAUAUGAAGAUUGCUGCUGGGGAAACAUUGGCUGUUUUAUUUGAACUUGCAAGAGAAUCUGAUGAGGAUUUUUUUUAUGAGGAUAUGGAGCUCCUAACACAGAAAUUGAAGGCCCUGGCUACAGAUGGAAAUAAGCAUCGUGCGAAAGUAGACAAAAGGAAACAGCGAUCGGUCUUCAGGGAUGUCUUGCAAACUAUAGAGGAACACGACUUUCCCACAGAGACAGUCAAGUUUGGACCAGAGCGCAUGUACAUUGACUGUUGGGUUAAAAAGCAAACAUACAAUACUUUCAAGGAAAUUUUAGGAUCAGGAAUGCAGUAUCAUUUACAGUCCAAUGAGCUCCUCCGGAAUAUCUUUGAACUUGGUCCACCACUGAUGCUUGAUGAGGCAACCCUUAAGACCAUGAAGAUAAGCCAUUUUGAAAGGCAUCUGUACAACUCCGCAGCAUUCAAAGCUCGGACUAAGGCUCGGAGCAAAUGCCGUGAUAAAAGGACAGAUGUGGAUGAAGUGUUCUAGAACAAGUCUUCAAAGCCCUUUAACGUGGUUUUUUUUGUUGUUGUUGUUAAAUAUAAUUCUUGUUUGGGUACAGUUAAUUGCAGUGUACAGAGUUAAAUAAUCUUUUUAAUUGUGUCAGUUCCAUAUUUUGUACACCACUUGAUGUUUGUUAAACUGACUUGUAUAGUAUAGUAUAAAUGAGGUAGGAUGGUAGGAGAGAAUUUCCUGAUAAAUAUAUUGGGUAAAAAUCAACUUUUUACUUAGAAAAAUACUUAAUAUUCAACUAGUUCUGAGGAUACUCCUGAUUCAAUUUUUUUAAUCUAAUGAAAUCUUAAGAAGUACAUUAUUUGGAGAUCAGUGUCCCUUGGUAAAAGCUGCUAUUUGACAACUAGUUACACAUUUUAAAAAUAAAUAUCCAAUUUAUUAUAGUGACAUCAGCAUACUAGGGUAAUAUUAUCAAAUUGGUUCUUAAUUGGUGUUGGCUGGGCUUUUCCACUUGUUUAGCCUAUAGUCAGCCACCAAAAAAGUUGCAUGAGCAAAAAAGGAAUUUUUUUUUAAACUGCAAAAUGAUAAAAGGCUAUCAUAUAUAUGUGCUCUAUAUUAGGUUUUAGACCUUUUGGGUGUGUCUCAUUUGGGAGGGAUAAUCAGAAAGUAGCUGAAAGAGAAUCAUUUGAAACAAUGUUUUACUAUUUUCAAAUAAGUGUGGGUUGAAACAUUUACUAUUAGCAGAGGAUGCUAUAUAGGGCACGUCAUUCAAUGGGGUGAAAAUUUUUGCAAUUUUUGUCAGGGGUUCUAAAAAUACGUGUUUUUACACUAAAAAUUCUAAUCUUAUUUUUGCAAUUAUACAAUGUUUAGCUUGGUAUGGUAAACCCACGUCUGAUCAUAUACCCCACAAAAGCCUCUCGUAAACCAAAUAGUGUUAACUUUAUCUUCUCAACAUUACAUCUUCUACCACAAAAAGUAAAGUUUUUUUCUGAAUGAAUCUUAUCUAGCUAAGCAAAAUAGAAUCCAUGUAAUCAUAAACUAACCAGAAAGCAAUUAUCUGAGUUACAAAAAUGUUUAAAUGAGUUUAAUCAAGUUCUUGUUUUGAUUUGUUCUUCAAUAUCAGCUGUUCACUUGCUUCUUGGCUUCUGAUAUAUCCCUUGAUUUUCUCAUGUUUAUACACUCUGCUUACUGCCUCUGACCUGUUUCACACAUAUCUAUUGAUUGGGCAUGAUGGGGCCGCUGUGGUACUUGCAUUAGUUCAUCAAUGAGCUGCUUUAUUUCUGUUGUAGUCAAUUUGCACGUCAAGGUGGCUUUAUACACCUUCACAUCAGUCAAUCAGAGUGGAUACUCUGCUGCAGCUCUGAAUGCAAGGUGUUUUUCUUGUACAUACAGAAAAAUCUACCAGCGCGUCUGCACCCCUCUAAUCAAUUAUCUUUUGCACACCAGCUCUUGAAUGUCAUCUGAACACAAGAGUGUCUGGAUUAUCAUUUCACUGAAAGUGUAUCAUGCUGAGCGCUGAAUAGUUGGCAAAACAGCAUCCAAUAGAGCUUUCUUUUGCAGUCUGACUUGCUGCAGCUGGAACAACACAUGACACUGGUCUUCAAUCCAGGAACGUUUCACUUUUAUGUUGAACCAGCAAGGGUAGUACACACCAAUGAUGUAUUCCACUAUCAUUCCUAUGUUUUGCCUUUAAAGCCAUGUUUUGAAAACCAUA
Thamnophis sirtalis is the source of this 3304-nucleotide messenger RNA. It is a transcript of the gene IFRD1, whose product is annotated as interferon related developmental regulator 1. Lineage: Eukaryota; Metazoa; Chordata; Lepidosauria; Squamata; Natricidae. The record is from RefSeq and is a predicted model, not a curated record. Gene Ontology annotation, cellular component: nucleus.